AUGAUGAUGAUCAUGAAGAAAACUCUUUUCUCCUCCUCCUCCUCCACUUUUUGUCCUCUAACCACCCUUUUAAUCCUCGUUUUCCUCCUCCGUUUCGCCCGCGAAAUCACCGGCCAAGACAACCUAAUCAACCAAACUUGCAAAACAUUUGCCAAAGCUGAUCCAAACAUCCAUUUCACUUUUUGCCAGACUACUCUCCAAGCUGCGCCAGCCAGCCAUUGCGCUACCCUCCGCGGGCUAGGGAUGAUUAACCUACGGUUGAUCCGUUACAAUGUCACCGACACGCGGUGCCACGUCAAACAACUCCUCAAGAACAACCCUAGGUUGGAUCCUUACGUCAAGAAUUGCUUGAAUGAUUGUUUCGAUCUGUAUUCGGACGCCAUCGAUUAUUCGAAGCAAGCCAUGAAAUCCUACAACUCGAAGAAGUUUGACGAUGCUAACGUCCAGAUAAGCGCGGUUUUGGAUGCAGCCACAACUUGUGAGGAUGGUUUCAAGGAGAAGAAAGUGCAUUCUGAGAUCGAUGAAGUUGAUCAAUUUGAAUGA
Oldenlandia corymbosa var. corymbosa is the source of this 543-nucleotide messenger RNA. Lineage: Eukaryota; Viridiplantae; Streptophyta; Magnoliopsida; Gentianales; Rubiaceae. The record is from the annotation of a GenBank genome assembly.